Messenger RNA from Cyanidioschyzon merolae strain 10D, 252 nucleotides. RefSeq names its product mitochondrial F-type ATPase F1 subunit epsilon, precursor. The record is from RefSeq and is a predicted model, not a curated record. Gene Ontology annotation, molecular function: proton-transporting ATP synthase activity, rotational mechanism. NCBI's taxonomy places the organism in Eukaryota, Rhodophyta, Bangiophyceae, Cyanidiales, Cyanidiaceae. Gene Ontology annotation, cellular component: mitochondrial inner membrane. The coding region runs from base 1 to 252 and encodes 83 amino acids. The transcript has a single exon. Gene Ontology annotation, biological process: proton motive force-driven mitochondrial ATP synthesis.
AUGCCUCAGUACUGGCGCGUUGCUGGACUUUCGUAUUUACAAUAUGCAAAUGUUUGUGCGGAGUAUGUGCGUCGUGUUCUGAAAGAACCUGAGCGUACGAAGGCGCUUUCCCGAGCGGGCUACUCGAUGAUAAAGGCGACCUGGAAGGACGGUAAAGUGGCCUCGCGCGUAACACUGGAGUCGGCACUGCUCGAUGAUCCAGUAAAGUCCAUAUCAGCCGCUGCUGCCGCUUCUGAAAAGAACAACUCCUGA